Messenger RNA from Drosophila obscura, 2189 nucleotides. RefSeq names its product NEDD8 ultimate buster 1. Gene Ontology annotation, biological process: regulation of ubiquitin-dependent protein catabolic process. The record is from RefSeq and is a predicted model, not a curated record. Bases 278 to 2122 code for a protein of 614 amino acids. The transcript has 5 exons. Gene Ontology annotation, molecular function: protein binding. NCBI's taxonomy places the organism in Eukaryota, Metazoa, Arthropoda, Insecta, Diptera, Drosophilidae.
UAUUUAGCUUAAUAAUAUUAAUACAGACAAUAUUAUUAAUCUACUUUGAGCAAUUACUUUAACAAACAGAUAUGCGCCACAGUCGAUAGAUAACAGUCGAUAGGCCACAAAUUUUUGUAGUGACAGUGCACAAAAUGUGUUAAUGUUUUAGAUCUGAAACGAUCCGAUUUGCUAAUGCUACAAUAACACAAACAACAACAGCAACGUAGUUGCUGCACGUUCGGCAGAGAGGAGUUUACUUCCAUUCAAAAUUAACCGUAUAUUGAGCGUUUAGGUCAUGUCACAUAUAGAAAAUGUGUUUAAUCUGGUGCGGGCCCGCCUCCAGGCAGAGAAGGUGAAACUGUGGGAGGAGCCGUACUACACGGAAGGCAUCGGCAGCAUUGAACUUGUCAUGGAGGACCUGGCCGAGCGCUAUGCCCAGUUCCUGGGUAUUGACGUCUCCAACUGCAUGAGCGCCCUCAGCGAGCUGCAGGACCAUGCACUGCGCAAGUUGGCCGCCCGUCGUGAGUUUAGCGAGACGGGGAUGGCAACGUUCAAGGUGCGACGCAUUGACAAUCGCAGCGGCACCACCACCAUGCUGGAGAUCAAGUGCGACCUGAACUCGCUUGGCUCCGAGCUGCAGGCGGCCAUUGCCGCCAAGCUACAACUGGGCAAUCCGCAGCACGUCAAGUGCAUCGCCUCCGGGAAGAUCGUAGCGCCAAAUGUUACGCUGGGAGCGCAGAAUCUGAAGAACAACCAGGCUGUGAUUGUGAUCAUUGGCCAGGGCGACAACCAGAAUGGGGACCUCUACGAGAGGCUGAACAAGAUCAAGGCCGAUGUGGAGGCGGUGGUCUCGUCGCAGAACCGCCUGAUGGAGAUGGAGGAUCAGGAUGGGAAUCCAGUGUUCCUGCCGCCCGAGGAGAACCGCGCAUUGCUGUUGGCCCUCGGCUUCUGUGAGAAGGCCAAGGCGGCCAUGCGGCGGGAAGACUACGAGGAGUCGCUGCUCCUGCUGCUCGAGGGUGACGAGAAGUUCGGCGCCUGCCAAUCGAGCUUCCUCGAGUCGGUGGACAACUUUGCGCUGCUCAAUCUGGACAUUGUCUGGUGCUACAUGUGCCUGAAGAACGUCUCCCAGCUGCCCGACGCCGAGGCGCGCCUGGGCAUCUGUGAGCGCAGCUUCCGACGCAGCUACGGCGAAAGCUUUGAGCGUCUGUACGCCCUCAAGGGGCGCGACUGUCCCGAGCGGGCCCUCUUCAUGCGCCUCAGGCUGCUGCAGGGCAUCGUCCUCUUCCAUCAGAAUCGGCGCGACGAGGCCUUCGAGAAGUUUGAGGCUGCCUCCACGCUGCUCAAGGAGCUGAAGGUAGACGAGGACAAGCUGCUGCUGCUGAUGGAGAUGGGCUUCGAUGUCGGCGAGGCCAGGCUCGCUCUGCGCUCCUGCUCCUCCGGCAGCGGCGGCAACAUUGACCAGGCCGUGCAGUUCAUUCAGGAGCGCAAGAAGAAGCUAAACGAUGCUCGCAAGGAGUCCACGUUGGAGCGCAAGGUGCAUCGGCGUGGCGGGGCCAACAGGGAGGCUGCCACGGAUGCAGACUGGGUCAAUCCGCGCAGCGUUUGCACCCUAGUCGAGAUGGGCUUCGACACACAGCUGGUCUCCCUGGCCCUGCAGCGCACCAAGAACAACGUAACGAAAGCGCUGGAUAUGCUGGAGAAGAACUCGGCUGAGCUGCUGGCCGCCGUGCCCAACACAAGUGCCGCCCCUGCGGAUGCGACCCAGAUGGCAGCCCUACAGCAGCUGGGCUUCGACGACGCCACAAUUCGCGCCGCCCUGGAGUGCACCGGUAACGACGUUGAGAGGAGCAUAGAGUUCCUGCUGCAGGCCCUCCAGAGCGAGGAGAAGCUAAAGGAGACCCUCGAGCUGGCCACGAAGCUGGCGAACGAUGGCGGCGACAGACCCUCCACCUCAUCGCAGGCCCAGAACUCGUCGAUCAUUGACUUUGUGAUGGCCAAGGCGCGCGAUGAGCUGGAGUCGCUCAAGGCCUACGAACGCUUCAAUUCGGAUAUCAAUCAGACCGAUCAGGACCAUCUCGAUCUGCCGCUGAUACGUGAGGAGCAGCUCCUGUGCGAGUAUCGCCGCCUGCUCGAGCAAUGAGCUCCAACCAAAAACCAAACAAAAUCAAUUGCAAACGUAAACCACACGUAAGCGCCUGAAACGAAAC